Molecule: messenger RNA, 1904 nt
Organism: Pundamilia nyererei
Lineage: Eukaryota; Metazoa; Chordata; Actinopteri; Cichliformes; Cichlidae
Gene: tfcp2l1
Product: transcription factor CP2-like 1
Exons: 15
Coding region: 102-1517 (471 amino acids)
Biological process (GO): regulation of transcription by RNA polymerase II
Cellular component (GO): nucleus
Molecular function (GO): RNA polymerase II cis-regulatory region sequence-specific DNA binding; DNA-binding transcription activator activity, RNA polymerase II-specific
Source: RefSeq, a predicted model, not a curated record
CUGAAAUCCGAGGAAGCCAGCAGGCACAACGCUCGCGCCCUCUGCCUCCACGCCUUCUCUGUGGUCCUGGAAUACAAGACAACGCCGCCACACUGGAAAAUAUGCUGUUCUGCCAUCCCCAGCCUGAGUCCUACCACCAGCACUCUGCUAGUUACAUUAGAGAGGCGUUGGCGCCUUUCUUAAAGAACGAAGAAGCUCGGCUCAUGGCUGAAAAUGGUGCCAAAAGAACCCCGUUCCAGUACAUUCUGUGUGCAGCCACUUCACCGGCUGUGAAGCAGCAGGAGGAAGCGCUCACUUAUCUCAACCAAGGUCAGUCCUACGAAAUCCGUAUGCUUAACAGAAAACUAGUGGAGUAUACAGAUAUAAGCAGCAAAUAUGUGAAGAGCAUUGUGCGCGUGGUUUUCCAUGACCGUCGACUGCAGUACAUGGAGCACCAGCAGCUGGAGGGAUGGAAGUGGAACAGACCUGGAGACCGAAUCCUGGACAUAGAUAUCCCUCUGUCAGUGGGGAUCCUGGAGCCUUGUUCAGACCCUUUGCACCUCAACACCAUCGAAUUCCUCUGGGAUCCCCUGAAGAAUGCUUCUGUUUUCAUCCAGGUCAACUGCAUCAGCACAGAGUUCACCCCCCGGAAGCACGGCGGGGAGAAAGGGGUGCCCUUCCGAAUCCAGGUGGACACUUACACCACCAAUGAACACGGAGAAUACGUCGAGCAUUUCCACUCAUCCAGCUGCCAGGUCAAAGUCUUUAAGCCUAAAGGAGCUGAUCGCAAACUGAAGACAGAUCGGGAAAAGAUUGAUAAAAAGACCCCUCAAGAUAGAGAAAAGUAUCAGCCAUCCCAUGACGCUACCCUGCUGAAAGAGUGCUCGCCGUGGCCCGAUGCCUUAAAUCUAACCAGCCACAGCACCAGCAGCACGUCAUCACCAAUUUACCACAGCUCACCAACCUCCUGCACUUUCACUGAGGGCAACUGUUCUCCAAACCAGCAGGGGGAGCUGUUCAUGCCCGGCUGCUCUGAUCACCUUCUGCCGUCGUCCUCGCCGCAGGACACUCAGCAGUGGCUGCACCGUCACAGGUUCUCGCCUUUCUCAAGGCUCUUCACCAGCUUCGCAGGUGCUGAUCUCCUGAGGAUGACCAAGGAGGAUCUGAUCCAGAUCUGUGGUCCAGCAGACGGCAUCCGCCUCUUUAACACGAUGAAGGGAAGGUGUGUACAGCCCCGUCUUACCAUCUAUGUGUGUCAGCAGCAGGCCAGAAAUCAACCUUCCAUCAAACCAGGCUGUGGAGAAAUCUACCACGCUCUGUACCUGGAAGAGCUGACACUGCUGGACCUGUCUGAAAAGAUCGCUACACUGUACAACAUCACUCCACAACAGAUCACACAAAUCUACAGACAGAAAACCACCGGGAUCCACAUCUUGGUCUCAGAUGAGAUGGUGCAGAACCUCAGGGAAGAAACCAGUUUCAUCAUCAGCACCAUACGAGAUGAAAACACUGAUGGUUACCACGUUGUGUUAAAAUGAUCUCCGGGACGUGCCUCAGUGGAGUUGUACAGAUUGUAAAUACGUUUUACUAGACACUGUAAUGAUAAUAAUAUUAAUACUAAUAAUAAUGUGAUGUUUAAUAAGAUUUCUAUUAAAGUGAAAAUGCUUGUCAGCUCUUCGCUUACUGUUGAUUUUGAGCUUUAAUGUUCUCUAGUUAUUUUUUACAUAUUUGUUCAGUUACUGAUUCUUGCUUCAUGUUGCAAUUAGUGUUAACGAGCGCUGUAUCAUUCUUUAAUAUGUCAAAUGCAAUGCUGUAAAUGCAACUGAAUGACUCUGAUGAUAAUAAAGCAAAAUAAAUACAACACAUCAUCAUGCAGACAAAAUGAAACGAUGAACAAACAAAACUGUAUGAUGCUGUUUUAAUGA